Messenger RNA from Gasterosteus aculeatus aculeatus (three-spined stickleback), 790 nucleotides. Its product is annotated as cholecystokinin. Gene Ontology annotation, molecular function: neuropeptide hormone activity. Gene Ontology annotation, cellular component: axon; extracellular region. The record is from RefSeq and is a predicted model, not a curated record. NCBI's taxonomy places the organism in Eukaryota, Metazoa, Chordata, Actinopteri, Perciformes, Gasterosteidae. Gene Ontology annotation, biological process: digestion.
CACACACACACACAGGGAGUAUAAAAGGGGCAUCCUUCCCACUCACCAGAGAAGUGCUCUGCUUACUCUCACACAGUCUGACACCGAACCUCUUUCCUCAAGAUGGCUGCAGGGCUGUGUGUGUGUGUCGUGCUGUUGGUCUUGUGUACGAGCUGUUUGGGGCUCCCCUUCUCCUCCCAGCCGCUGGACGACGGCCACCGCUCCGCAUCCGUCGCCUCUGAAGCUCUCCUUGAGGGUGUCACCCGCUCCUUGGGGGAGCCCCACGUCCAACACAGCCGCACUGCCCCCCAGCUGAAAGCUAUGGGCGAGGAGGAUGCGGACCCCCGGGCCAACCUCAGCGAGCUGCUGGCAAGACUCAUCUCGUCCAGGAAAGGUUCUGUGCGUAAAAACUCCACAGCCAACAGCAGAAGCAGCGGACUGAGCACCAACCACCGGAAAGCCGACAGGGACUACUUGGGCUGGAUGGACUUCGGCCGCCGCAGCGCGGAGGAAUACGAGUACUCCUCGUAGAAGCGAGUCCCGGCUCGGACCUCGGCGUAAACAAGGAUGAGAAAAAGACAAAAAAGAAACCCGUGCAAGCUGGCUCCCCCACUGUCUCGUAAUAAAGAGUCGAUUUAUGAUGUAUUUGUUGUACAUUUGUUUGUAAAACUGUAACAAUGCAAUAUACAUAUGCCAAAUUUCGCAGAAAAGCUCUCAGUGUCCAAGGUUUGUUCUGUUCCUGGUUUCCUCUACUUUCUUUAUUUUGAGAUCUGUUGGGACUCACUGGACUGAAUAAAGAUUGGAAACAUCA